CAGCCCGGGGCACGAACAAAUCUCAGGCUUUACUUUUUCCGCGGCUAUUGGGUUUUCCGUUGGGACGGGCCCCCACAUUGACCACGUACGCUUGGCCGGCCGGUCCAUCUCCCCGAGCCGGAGGGAGCGAGAAGCUUCUAGAAGAUUCGCGGCGAUCAAGCAAGCAAGCACUGCAGCACGACAUGGUGGUGCUGCACGUCAAGUCGACGACGACCUCUUCCUCGUCGUCGCCGGAGGAGAUGGAGAUGGAGUUCCUGCACGAGUGCGCCGCCGCCGCGGCCGUCGCGGACGUGGCGGCCGCGCUCGCGGGCACCGCCGGCCUCCAGGCCCGCCUCCUCUCCCUCUGCCGCCGCCUCCGAGAUAGGUGCCCGGAUGGGAGUGCCGGCGGCGGUGAGCUGGAGAGGGCUCUGUCGGAGGCCGAGGCCUACGCUUCCAAGGAACAAGUGCGGCAUAACAAAUUCCUGUCCCCUCGUGCUCUAAGAGAACAUAUCAAGAUCAUUGAAAAGAUAGCUGCUAAUGCUCUACAUGAGUCUUCGGAGGCAUUGUGUCUGCAACAGCCAAAAUUAGAUGAAAAGCAUGACAAGGUACCACUUUGGUGGGCUGGAAAAGAGCUAGCCAUGGACAAGAAGCUAUCUGACUAUAUUGGAGUUAAUGACAAAACAAAGAUUGUCGUCAUCCUGAAGCGCCCAAUGAGCCUUUGAGAGUGCUCCUGUCCUAUGUUGAUAUUGCAUGGUUUUUCCUUUGUAGUAGUUUAUGCAAGUAUGCAAAUUAUCCCCUUGUAAGCUGGUUUUCAUUUGCAUGAGAAAACAAGCAAUGUCCUGUUCUCAGAUGAAUGUACCAUGUACCAAUUGACAAGUAUAAACAGCUUAAAAUCAUGACAGUAUAAUAAUUGGCUUCUGCUUAUUAUAAUAUUCAA
Messenger RNA from Brachypodium distachyon (stiff brome), 916 nucleotides. RefSeq names its product UPF0769 protein C21orf59 homolog. Bases 183 to 701 code for a protein of 172 amino acids. Gene Ontology annotation, biological process: regulation of cilium movement. The transcript is spliced from 5 exons. The record is from RefSeq and is a predicted model, not a curated record. NCBI's taxonomy places the organism in Eukaryota, Viridiplantae, Streptophyta, Magnoliopsida, Poales, Poaceae.